GUCACCAUAGCGACAUCUUCCCUGUACACAAAAUGGCACUCGAUCUAUAACCGCAACAUGUUUGUUGUUGAUCAGAUAAAUCUGAAGUUGACCUUUCAGUGACUGCAUGUAAUAAUUUAGAAACAAGGUUUGUUAGCUUAAUGCUGGAUUAGCAACAUGAAGAAAGACAGGCGACCAACUUCUGCCAUUUCCAGUCAAAGGAUUUCAUCAACUGUAGAAGAGAUUGAUCCUUUCGACGAAGACGAGACAGAGAGAAAGUUUCUCUUAUCAAAGCCUACAUGCUUCAUUGUGUUUGGGAAACCUGGGUCAGGAAAAACUACUAUCUGUAGAAACUUAGCAAGAAUCUGGAAAUGUCAGUUUGUUAAUGCACCAAACAGCAUCGCACAAGCAAUAGAAUUACAAACAGACUUGGGAAAGCAGGCUCAAGAAAUUCUCUACAAAGGUGAAAAUAUUUCGGAAGACUUGACUUUGCAAAUAUUAAAGGAAAGACUCAACUCGCCAGAGGUUUCACAUUAUGGUUACAUUUUGGACGAUUUCCCCUGCACAUCGGAGGAGUACAUGUCGAUUGAUGAUCAGUUCGAGUUCAUCAGAAAAUUGCCAUUGCCUCCAGACUUCAUCAUCAACUUAAGGAUUCCCGAUGAAGAUCUAGUCACUCGACGAAGAGGAUUCAGAGUUGAUCCAUUGACUAAUGUUAUUUACACAGAACAAAGAUAUAACCCUUCAGAAAUAGCGGAAGAACCAAUGAUGGAAGAAGAAGAAGACGAAGAGGGAGAAAAUGGAGAGGAAGAUGAGGAUGAAGAUGAGCUGUCAGGGGACAGAGAGGAUGAGGGCCUAUCAGAUGUCGAAGAGGACCACGAGUUGGCUCCAGACUUGUUAGAGCGUUUGAUGCCCCGGACAGAGGACUUUGAAGAGAAUAUGACCGCGGAUAUCAAUCUAUAUAAAGAUAUAUUGCUUAGAAAAGUGGAGGAUUACAUGGGUAACCAUGAGCGGCAGAAAGUCAUCGAGUUGGAUGCAAACAUGCCGAUAAAAUAUUUGAUCAAGGGGUUGAUUCAAAAACUAGACGGCAUGGCAGCUAGCCGCGUGGCCGUUCCCCUGCGCCUUCAGGGAGGCGAGGAUCAGGAAACGAUCCCGGAUGAUACUGAGACUGAUGACUUGCUGAGAACCCUUGCAGCAACUGAAAGCAUUGGACCGGGGUUCCGUUGGAGAAGGAGCAGGUGGGGGCGGGUAUGCCCUGUUGCUCUAUAUGAGGGAAACAUUGUUCAAGGAAGUCCGCAAUUUGCAGUAAGUUUCCUCGACAAGUUGUAUACAAUGUCAUCAAUGGACACUCUGGAGAAGUUCAUGAGAAACCCAAGGCGAUACAUCAUGAGUCCCCAGCCUAGGAAUCCGUGCAAACUUUGCAUUGUGGGCCCACCGCUCUCUGGAAAGACUACUCUGGCCCAAAGAAUCGCGGCAAAGUAUCAAGCAAAGAUCUUUGAUGUGGACGCCAUGAUUAAGCCUCGCAAAGAAGCUCAAAUUUCGAAAAUGCUGGACGAUGUAAAGAGAGAAGCACUAGAAAAUGCAAUUGCAAGGGUUACUGCUAUUGUACAACAAGAAAAACUAGCUGCUGAACAGGCCAAGAAGCUCCAAGAAGAUGAAGACAAGAAAAGUGAAGACAGUGAUAUGGAUGGAGGACAGGAAGAGACAAAAGAACCGAGUGGAAGUGGAAAUGAGAGGGAAGGAGAGAUGGAAAGCAGCGAAGAGAAACAAUCUACGGAAGUUCAGCCCCACGAAGAAAAGGAAGUAACAUCUAGAGACAAGGCAGAAGCUCCUUCUGAAGGAAUGGAAGAUGCUACAGCGGAAGACGUUACAACGGAAGAUGUUGCAGGGGAAGAUGUUGCAACGGAAGAUGUUGCAGGGGAAGAUGUUGCAGGGGAAGAUGUUGCAACGGAAGAUGUUGCAGGGGAAGAUGUUGCAGGGGAAGAUGUUGCAGGGGAAGAUGCUGAAGACGAGUCUGAAGGGGGAUCUAGAAAAUUGUCAAAAACUGGAAGUGAGAAAGGUGUUGACGAUGUGAUUGUUGACGAGAACCAUCCUCAGGUUGUUAAGAUGGUGGAAGAAGCGGUUGCAGAAGCUAUGAAGAGAGACAUUUCUGUAUCUGCUGAUGAAUGUGUGGAGAUGCUCGAAAGUGCUAUUCAUGACCAUUAUAAUAAAUUGCAAGAAUCACAUCCUAUAGGGCCUGUGGCUGGAAGAUGGAUACUAGACAACUUCCCACAUACACGUGAACAAUUCAACAUCAUGGUCGAGCGAGGAAUUUUGCCAGACAACCUUAUUUGCUUAAAAGAUAACAGUGAUGGUGGAGAACUUCUAUUAAAAAGAUGGCACAAGUUGAAUAAAAAUGUUGAUGCUGCGAAUAACAAUGCAUUGGAGGAUAUAAACAUGGACGAAGAUGAAAUGCCUCCAAAAUCACCCCAACUGGAUGCACAGCGAUCAGCAAUAGUUGACUUUGACAAAAAUUGGACCAGUCUUCAAGGGGCAUUAAGAAGCGUUAGCAAUCUUGAGCCUGUACUUAUUGAUUGUGACCAGAACGAGAAUGGUGUUGAGAGUGAGGCAAUCACAAAUCUAGAAGCCCAAUUUGAGCAUACAGGAUGGGAAUACACAGGAAUGGACCAAGAUGAGGAAGAGGAAGAUCUAGCUGCCGAUGAAGAUGAGUAUGACGAUGAUCAAGAUGACGAAGAUGUGUUCAACAAAGAGAAAAGAAAACCCUUCGGUGACACAAAGCACUACUGCCCUGUAGCUUUGAAAGAAAGCACAGUUUUGUGGCCCGGCUCCCCGGACUGUGCAGCCAAGUAUAGGGAAAAAGUCUACUAUUUCUCAUCCCCCGAGGCCAGGACCAAAUUCUUGGAUAACCCAAAAGGAUAUCUGCCAGAUAGAGAGCCAUUGAAGCCACCUGCUUUGCGCCUACUAGUUUUGGGUGCAAAGGGGUCUGGAAAGACUCUUGUUGGACGGGAACUUGCGAAGAAAUUUGGCGUCUUUCAUAUAUCGUUUAAAGAUCGUUUGCAAGAAUUAAUUAUUGCCAAGACGAAGAAAAGGAUUGGACCUGACUAUCCCGAAGAAGAACCAGAACAAGAAGAUACUACAGAGGAUGAUAAAACUGCUCCAGAAGACAGCAAUGAGGAAAGCUCUCCAGAGUCCGAAACGAUAGUAAACAAAGAUGAGGAAGAGGAAGAAGUGGAGUUCUCAGAAAUGGAAGCAAAUAUCCGAGACAAUAUUACUGACAAUGAACCACUUACGAAUGAAACCUUGGAACAAAUUAUACCUGUAUGGUGGAAUGAAGAGCCUUUCAAGUCCACUGGUUUUAUAUUGGAAGGCUUUCCAAGAAACCCAGAAGAGGUUCGUUACCUAACCGAGGCUGGUCUAUAUCCGGACUGUGCUAUUAAUUUGGCAACAGAAGAAACUGACAUUAUAAAACGGCUAAUGCCUCCCCUACUUGAGAAAUGGAGGAAUAAAAGAGAUAAAAAGUUUGCAAAGAAGCAGAAGGAGUUGGCAAUUAAAUUGAAGAAAAGGGAGGAAGAAAAAGCUAGGAGAAAAGAGGAAAAAGUGAAGGAAAUUGCUCAGAGAAAGGCAGAUCGCCUGCUCGACAGACAGGACUCAUUAGACAGCAACGAGGAUAGCAACGACGAAAUAGAAGAAGAAGAUGAAGAAGAAGAGGAUAUAGAUGCUGUAAUUGAGGCAGAAAUGGCCGAGGAAGAAGAAGAAGAUGAGGCAGAGGAGGAAGAGGAAACUGAAGAAGAGGCGACAGAAAGAAUCAAAAUGGAGAUUACUGAAAAGUAUGAUGAAGAAAUCGAAGCAAUUGCAUCAUUACAGGAAGUAUUUGAAGAGUUUAUGAUACCAAGAGUCGACAUAGAAGGAGGAAAAAAGGCCCGCAUUGUCCAGUUUGUUGUUGAGAGGAAUCUACGGCCAAUCGUGGAGAACAGAGAAAGUCUUUUCGAUCAUUCACAACCAAUUUCUGCGUUUCUUGCUAAGAAAAUGCUCAUACAGGGCUACAAACAGAUGAGUAAGUUUGGAAAAUGGUGUCCGGUUCAGCUAUCAGAGAGUAGCGUUCUGCCGCCGUUUGAAAAUGCAUCUCCACUGUAUCCAGCCGUUUAUCGCCAGCACGUUUAUUUCUUCAGCUCUGAGGAGAACAGGGAAAAGUUCAUGUUUUGCCCAUUUAAAUAUAUCCACCAGCCUGCUCCAAAGCCGAUUAUACCGAUUCGCUUGGCGAUAGUUGGACCCCCGAAAUCUGGAAAAACAACCCUGAGCAACCGCUUUGUGAAAGAAUACGGAGUAAUGCGUCUGUCUGCGGGAGAAGCUCUGCGAAACGUCACAGGGAAUCAAAGCAAAACUGCCCUGGCUCAAAAAAUACUGGACUAUUUGAAAUGCGGAGAAACCGUACCAGAUGAACUUGUGAUCCAAGCUGUUGAUGUUUCAAUAUUGACCAUGCAGUGUCAGACGAGAGGGUAUAUCCUCGAUGGUUAUCCUGUCACUGACACACAAAUUCAGUUUCUCACUGAGAGAAACAUUAUUCCUUACAAAGUUGUGGAAAUAGUUAUAGACAGCAGGUCUGUCUUUCUGAGGGCCGAUGAAGAACGAUCAUCCCCAAGCAGAACCCUGCCUUUGCAUGACAGUCACAUGAUUACAGCUGUGAAGCUCAGCGCCUUCCUGAGCGCUGUGCCACCAGUACGCUCAUGGUAUAGCGACCAACAUAGGAAUUUUAAAGUAGUCAAUGGCGAAGAAUCGAAAUGGAAAGUUUGGAAUGCAGCAUUGACGGAUGCAAAAUCCAUUGUGAAAAAGAUACAAAUCUACCUGCAAAGGACUUCACAAGAUAAGGCAGCAUGCAUUGCAGACCUUUGUAUUACCCCUUCGCAACUGAACAGUCGUCUUGGAAUCUUUGGUCACUAUUGCCCUGUGAGCCUUGUUGAUAAAGGCGAACUUGUUGACUGUGCCUCUGAUGAAACGCAGAGGUUUGCAGCCGAAUUCCGCGGCCAUUACUACAAGCUGGCCAGUGAAAAGGAACUAGGCAUUUUCCUUGAAAAUCCUUCGCGGUAUACUCCUCCGCAUGUAGAAAAGAAGCUUCCGUCUGAUGACCUUCUUCCUAAAAAGCUUGCAGCUUCUGAUUUGAAGGAGAUGUUUCCAGUGCAGAUUGAGUUGCAUGGCUUUUGUCCGGUCACGUAUCUGGACGGUGACUUGCGAUAUGAGGCUUUGGUACCUGGUGAUAAUGAGCUUGUUGCUAAAUACAAGGAAAAGCUGUAUGCAUUUGUUUCUGAAUCAAAGCGAGAGAAAUUCAUGAGACUCCCUGAGAAAUACUCACAGCUGAGGCUGCCAAACAAGCUCCCACCGAAGCGCGAGCCAAUUCCUGCAUCUACACUUCCAAUGCUUGGUUACAUGGAACAGACUUUGGAAUUGGCUGUAAGAAAAGCUGCUACCGCUGUUGGAUGUCUUAAGCCAAAAUUCCCCUUUCUUUCUGCCAAGCAGUCGGCUCUUUUGUACGUUGGAUAUCAUCUGAAAGCGUACAAUCCAAAGGCAUGUGAAUACUCAAGGACAAAGUACAAGAAGAAACUUGAGAAAUUUGAAGCACACUGUGAGCUUAUACAGUAUUUAGGUAAGAAUAUGUCUCGAAGAUACAAGGAGCCCGAGGACAGACUGAUAGAUUUUGAUAAUAAACUAACCAAUUUCAUGUCACUUAAAACAGUAGCAGCGUCAGGGGGGAAGGUGUAAACUUUGUUUUUCUUUCAUUUGUAAAUAUUGUAUUUUGAGAUAAGUACUUGAUGUUUCAUAACCAAUGCGAUAGGAAUAAUUGUUAUGCGCUUGA
Molecule: messenger RNA, 5824 nt
Organism: Rhopilema esculentum
Lineage: Eukaryota; Metazoa; Cnidaria; Scyphozoa; Rhizostomeae; Rhizostomatidae
Product: adenylate kinase 9
Biological process (GO): nucleobase-containing compound metabolic process
Molecular function (GO): ATP binding; ATP hydrolysis activity; nucleobase-containing compound kinase activity
Source: RefSeq, a predicted model, not a curated record